[Torrubiella] hemipterigena is the source of this 1154-nucleotide messenger RNA. The record is from the annotation of a GenBank genome assembly. Lineage: Eukaryota; Fungi; Ascomycota; Sordariomycetes; Hypocreales; Clavicipitaceae.
CCGCCAAUCAGGAUCAGCGUAUCCGCCGACACGGCACCUCCGGCUCACCACCAAAAACUUGCGUCACCAGCAGAACUUCAAAGAAGCAUCGGAGAAUUCACGCAGCGCCGCCUCUCCGCCCGGCCGAUUCUUACAAAAGCCCGCCGCAUCCCAUACACCUACGAAUCCUACACAUAUAUACACACAAACAAACACACAGCAUGGACUACGUGCAGCAGCGAGUAGCCGAAGAAGCGGCCCGUCUCGGCGCCAGCGACUCUCUCUUCACCCCCCUCAACGUCAUCCUCUUCAGUGCCGUCGCCUACGCCGCCUACGCCUUCCUCAAGACCCCCGAGCCCGCGACCCUACCUAAGCCCCCUCCUCCCGUUGUCUUCAAAACAUACACCCCGCGCACGCUGCUCCCGCUCAACGGCGAAAACGACUCCCCCGUGCUGCUCGCUGUUCGCGGCCGCGUCUUUGACGUCACGCCCGGCCGCAACUUUUACGGCCCGGGCGGUCCCUAUGCCAACUUUGCCGGUCGGGAUGCUAGCCGUGGUCUCUCGCACGGCAGCUUCGAUGAGGAUAUGCUGACAAAGGAUCUGGAUGGGCCUUUGGAUACGCUGGCGGAUUUGACGCCCGAUCAGGUCGAGGCGCUGGAUGGUUGGGAGUCGAGGUUUUUGGAAAAGUACGAGGUUAUUGGCAAGUUGGUGUCGGUGGAGGAGUAUAACAAGAUUAAGCAGGAGAAGGCUUAACUGCGAGGUGUUGAAGAAUAAUGGAAAUAUAAGAAUGUCAAAAUUACAGCUGUCAUGAAUACAGAAAGUGUACAAUGGAAUCAGUAGCCUUGUGCACCACUGCCUGCUUCAUCCGCGCAGGCAUCUCUCGUUGUGAUAACAAAGUACGUGCUAUCAAUUACACUUGGCGCAGCCUUCCGGAAUGGCGCAAUAGACCCCGAAUCCAGCUGACCGCUAUGCGCCCGCUGCUGUGUGCCUCUUAGCAAGUUUGAGGCUCACACUGUAUACUUGGUGACGCCGGCUGUAGCCUCCCUCUGCUGGCGGCGCGCGCAACCAUCUCAUUCCUUCUACUUUGUAAUAAAGCAAAGGGAGACACGUCUGCAUCUUAAAUGACAACUGACAACAAGGCCAAAAGUCCCGUGACGCUGCGACACGACUCGGUAC